Messenger RNA from Erigeron canadensis, 3526 nucleotides. RefSeq names its product ubiquitin-activating enzyme E1 1-like. Gene Ontology annotation, cellular component: cytoplasm; nucleus. Bases 191 to 3499 code for a protein of 1102 amino acids. NCBI's taxonomy places the organism in Eukaryota, Viridiplantae, Streptophyta, Magnoliopsida, Asterales, Asteraceae. Gene Ontology annotation, molecular function: ubiquitin activating enzyme activity. Gene Ontology annotation, biological process: DNA damage response; protein ubiquitination; ubiquitin-dependent protein catabolic process. The transcript is spliced from 8 exons. The record is from RefSeq and is a predicted model, not a curated record.
UCUCCCACAACAAGCAAUUGACACACACAAUCAAUAUUCCUUCGUUCAAUCAAACCCUAACGAAAUCAAUAUAUAUUUUUAAUAACCGAUCAAUAUAUAUAUAUAAUAACAAUAAUAACAAUACAAAGGAAGGAAUUUCAGCCAGCCUUCAUAUCCUCAAAGAUCUCUUCAUCGUUCACCAUCGGACUUUAUGCUUCCUGGAAAGAGAUCAGGUGGAGGAGAGGUAGUAGUGGACGAUUUAUUGAUCAAGAGAACUAAGUUAGACAACUUGAUCUCGUCAGCUGCUGCAACCACUAGUACAAGUACCGGAACUUCUUCAUCUGUUGCAACAAUGGGAGGAAACAAUUCUAAUGGUACCACUAAUGGUAAAAUGCCUAUUGGUGGUGACUCGAACCAAUCUGAUAUUGAUGAGGAUCUCCAUAGCCGACAGCUUGCAGUUUAUGGUCGGGAAACUAUGAGGCGCCUGUUCGCGUCCAACGUUCUAGUAUCUGGGAUGCAAGGCCUUGGUGCUGAAAUCGCAAAGAAUCUUAUUCUUGCUGGUGUGAAGUCUGUGACUUUGCAUGAUGUGGGAAACGUUGAGCUGUGGGAUUUAUCUAGCAAUUUCAUUUUCACUGAGGAUGACCUUGGAAAGAACAGAGCUCUUGCUUCUAUUCAGAAGAUGCAAGAACUGAACAAUUCAGUGGUUAUUUCUACUUUAACAACUGAAUUAACUACAGAGCAGCUGUCUGAGUUUCAGGCUGUAGUUUUCACAGAUAUUAGUUUGGAGAAAGCAAUCGAAUUUGAUAAUUUCUGCCACACACAUGAGCCUCCAAUUGCUUUUAUAAAAUCUGAAGUCCGAGGUCUUUUUGGUAGUGUCUUUUGUGACUUCGGCCCGAACUUCACAGUUUCUGAUGUAGAUGGAGAGGAUCCACACACUGGCAUUAUUGCAUCCAUAAGCAACGAUAACCCUCCACUAGUCACCUGCGUUGAUGAUGAAAGGCUUGAGUUUCAGGAUGGGGACCUAGUUGUAUUCUCUGAAGUUCAUGGGAUGUCUGAACUAAAUGAUGGGAAACCAAGAAGAGUAAUAAAUUCAAAACCAUAUUCUUUUAGCAUUGAAGAAGAUACCACAAAUUUUGGUGCAUAUAAGAAGGGUGGAAUUGUAACUCAGUUAAAACAACCAAAGGUGUUGAACUUCAAGCCAUUGAAUGAAGCACUUAAAGAUCCUGGUGAAUUUCUUCUUAGUGAUUUUUCUAAAUUUGAUCGCCCUCCACUCUUACAUCUGUUAUUUCAAGCAUUGGAUAAGUUUGUCGUAGAGUUGGGAAGAUACCCUGUUGCUGGGUGUGAAGAAGAUGCUCGUAAGUUUGUUUCUGUGGUUACUCGUAUGAAUAAUGAACUGGAGGAUGGAAAACUUGAAGAAAUAGAUGAGAAAAUUGUUCGAAACUUCGCUUUUGGUGCACGGGCAGUGUUGAACCCCAUGGCAGCCAUGUUUGGUGGUAUUGUUGGACAGGAAGUUGUGAAAGCAUGUUCUGCAAAGUUCCAUCCACUACUUCAGUUUUUCUAUUUUGACUCUCUGGAGUCGCUUCCUGUUGAGCCUUUGGAUCCAAAUGACUUGAAGCCAUUGAAUACCCGUUAUGAUGCUCAGAUCUCAGUUUUCGGGGCUAAACUUCAGAAACAGUUAGAGGAAGCUAAAGUUUUUGUUGUGGGAGCUGGUGCACUAGGCUGUGAGUUUUUGAAAAAUUUAGCAUUGAUGGGCGUUUCUUGUGGGAAUGGAGGAAAGCUAACAAUUACUGAUGACGAUGUUAUUGAGAAAAGCAACCUUAGCAGGCAGUUUUUGUUUCGAGAUUGGAACAUUGGUCAAGCUAAGUCAACCGUUGCUGCAACUGCUGCUUCCUUGAUAAACCCUAGUUUUCAUAUUGAAGCACUUCAAAAUCGGGCCAGCCCAGAUUCUGAAAAUGUGUUUGAUGAUACUUUUUGGGAGAAUCUUAGUGUUGUUGUCAACGCUCUUGACAAUGUGAAUGCACGGCUUUAUAUUGAUCAGCGGUGUUUAUAUUUUCAAAAGCCACUUCUAGAGUCGGGAACUUUAGGUGCCAAGUGUAACACACAGAUGGUCAUCCCUCACUUGACAGAGAACUAUGGUGCGUCUAGGGACCCACCUGAGAAACAAGCACCUAUGUGUACAGUGCAUUCAUUCCCACACAACAUUGACCACUGUUUGACUUGGGCUCGAUCAGAGUUUGAAGGAUUGCUUGAGAAGACACCUGCUGAAGCAAAUGCUUAUCUGUCCAAUCCAAGUGAAUAUACUUCUGGCAUGGUCAAAGCUGGUGAUGCUCAGGCUAGGGAUAACUUGGAACGUGUACUUGAAUGCUUAGAAAAGGAGCGAUGCGAAUCAUUUAUGGACUGCAUAUCAUGGGCCCGACUAAAGUUUGAAGACUACUUUGCUAAUCGUGUGAAACAGCUCACCUUCACUUUCCCUGAGGAUGCUAAUAACAGUAGUGGGAUGCCUUUUUGGUCUGCCCCAAAGCGUUUCCCUCGACCUCUGCAGUUCACGGUUGAAGACCAAAGCCACCUUAACUUUGUUAUAGCAGCAUCUGUGCUACGGGCUGAAACAUAUGGUAUUCCAAUUCCUGAGUGGGUCAAGUCUCCUAACAAGUGUGCUGAUGCAGUUAGCAAAGUGACUGUUCCUGAAUUCGAACCCAAGAAGGAUGUAAAGAUUGUAACAGAUGAAAAAGCUACAAGCAUGGCCACUGCAUCCAUUGAUGACUCUGCUGUUAUUGAUGAUUUAAUCAACAAGUUAAAAUUAUGCCACCAGAAGCUGCCUUUAGGUUUCAGGAUGAACCCAAUUCAGUUUGAGAAGGAUGACGACUCUAAUUAUCACAUGGACCUAAUUGCUGGACUUGCCAAUAUGAGAGCUAGAAAUUACAGUAUUCCUGAAGUCGAUAAGCUCAAAGCCAAGUUUAUUGCUGGUAGAAUCAUCCCUGCUAUAGCAACUGCUACUGCCAUGGCCACUGGGUUGGUCUGCCUGGAGCUCUACAAGGUCCUGCAUGGAGGUCACAAGGUGGAAGACUACAGGAACACCUUUGCCAAUCUUGCACUUCCUCUAUUCUCAAUGGCUGAACCCGUUCCACCAAAGGUGAUCAAACACCAGGAUCUGAGCUGGACUGUCUGGGACCGAUGGAUCUUGAGAGAUGACCCCACUUUAAGAGAGCUUCUUCAAUGGCUAAAAAACAAAGGGCUGAAUGCUUAUAGCAUAUCUUUUGGAAGCUGUUUGCUAUAUAAUAGUAUGUUCCCAAGGCAUAAAGAUAGAAUGGACAAAAAAAUGGUGAGUCUCGCAAAAGAAAUUGCUAAAGCUGAUCUUCCGCCAUACAGACGACAUUUUGAUGUGGUAGUGGCUUGUGAGGAUGAGGAAGAUAAUGAUGUUGAUAUUCCCCAGGUCUCGAUAUACUUCAGGACGUGGCCUGAUUUGGUGCGUUGGUGUGGUCGUUAUUUUUGCAUAUUUAUGUCUUGUGUGCUGCCCAAGUAAUUCUACAUGAAUUGAUGUUGAUCACCA